AUGACAUCCACAUCUACCACCGACGUAGGGACAGAAAGAAUAGAUCGUUUUGUCGGUUUAGGACAGAACACACCACAUGUUCCUUCUGUUCCUGGAAAAAGAGGAGAGACAGGAUUGGAUGAAGAUGAUUAUGAAAGUUUACCUGUUGGUGCUGGAUGGGCUACAAAUAUGUUGGCUGGUGCUAUGGCUGGAAUCUCAGAACAUGCUGUUAUUUUUCCUGUGGAUUCUAUCAAGACACGUAUGCAAGUACUCCCCUCACUAUCUCCUUCAACACUCCUCCAGCCUAUCCGUAAUGGUAUCGCCUCCCCUCCAGUCUCCGCACCAUUAACCACCAUCACUCAACACGUUCGAAGUAUCUCCACGACUGAAGGUCUUCGAAGUUUAUGGAGAGGCGUGGCCAGUGUCAUUAUGGGUGCUGGACCCGCUCAUGCAGCUCAUUUUGGCAUGUACGAAUUUGUGAGAGAGAUUUCAGGUGGGAGGAAAGAAGGUUGGUGGGGUGUGGGCGGUACCGCUUUGGCAGCUGCUGCAGCUACCAUUUCGAAUGAUGCUUUGAUGAACCCUUUUGAUGUCAUCAAACAACGUAUGCAGAUCCAAAACUCUCCCCACCGAUCAGUCUUUUCAUGCGCCCGAUCGGUUUACGCCACCGAAGGUCUCGCAGCGUUCUACGUAUCAUACCCCACCACACUCACCAUGACCGUACCCUUCACGGCGGUUCAAUUUUCAGCGUAUGAAAGUUUGAAAAGUCUGCUCAACCCAAGUGGGGCUUAUUCCCCUUUGACACAUGUAGUUGCUGGUGGGGUGGCAGGUGGGGUGGCUGCUGCUGUGACGACACCUUUGGAUGUAGCCAAAACAUUAUUACAAACUCGAGGAACUUCCAACGAUCCAAGAAUACGGAAUGCUAGUUCGAUGGCGGAAGCAUUGAGAAUUAUAAGGGAACGAGAUGGACUGAGAGGGUUGAGAAGAGGGAUGUUACCAAGAGUAUUGACGGUAGCGCCGAGCACUGCUAUUUCAUGGAUGAGUUACGAGUUUUUCAAAGUUCUGAUCCGUCAAGGUGGAGUGAUGCCAGAAACCGGUCAACCCACUCCUCCAGGUUGUUGA
Messenger RNA from Tremella mesenterica DSM 1558, 1098 nucleotides. RefSeq lists its product as uncharacterized. Gene Ontology annotation, cellular component: mitochondrial membrane. The record is from RefSeq and is a predicted model, not a curated record. Gene Ontology annotation, molecular function: ferrous iron transmembrane transporter activity. Gene Ontology annotation, biological process: iron import into the mitochondrion. The coding region runs from base 1 to 1098 and encodes 365 amino acids. The transcript is spliced from 5 exons. NCBI's taxonomy places the organism in Eukaryota, Fungi, Basidiomycota, Tremellomycetes, Tremellales, Tremellaceae.